GCAAAACAGCGACAACAGGAGCUGUUUUCCAAUCGCGAGAUGAAGUCUAUUCAGUAAAGCUUCUUACACUACGCUGCAGACACCGGGACACAGGAGGUAGAGAUUUUGUCACAAAAUGUAUGCUGUCUACAGACAGGCUCACCCUCCAACAGGGAUAGAAUUCUCCAUCUACUGUAACUUCUUUUCCAGCGAAGAACGCAACCUGGUGGUGGCAGGUACUUCUCAACUCUAUGUGUAUAGACUUCUAAGAAAUGUAGAGAGUUCUGCGAAGGGGGAGAAAGCUUCAGUGAGAAUUCCAAAAAGGCAACAAGGGCAGUUGUGCUGUGAUCUGAGCAAAAGCUGUGUUGGGAAGAGGUUAAUAGAUGUUCUUGGACUAAGUACUCUCUCUGUAGUAGAAUAUGAUCCUGGGACUAAUGACCUGAAGACCAUCUCUCUCCAUUACUUUGAGGAACCAGAGCUAAGGGAUGGCUUUGUUCAGAAUGUUCACAUCCCCGAAGUACGAGUGGAUCCUGAUGGACGCUGUGCUGUUAUGUUGAUCUAUGGGACUCGCCUUGUGGUGUUGCCCUUUCGGAGGGAUACAUUAACUGAGGAACAUGAAGGUGUUGUGGGAGAGGGGCAGAAAUCAAGCUUUCUUCCAAGUUACAUAAUUGACAUUCGUGAACUGGAUGAAAAGCUGUUGAACAUCAUUGACAUGCAGUUUCUUCAUGGUUAUUAUGAGCCAACCUUGCUGAUGUUGUAUGAACCCAACCAAACUUGGACAGGUCGUGUGGCAGUUCGUCAGGACACAUGCAGCAUUGUGGCCAUCUCUUUAAACAUCAUGCAGCGAGUUCAUCCUGUAAUCUGGUCUCUUAGUAACUUGCCAUUUGACUGUACUCAGGCAUUGGCUGUACCCAAACCAAUAGGUGGUGUGGUGAUAUUUGCUGUUAACUCCCUGGUAUAUUUGAACCAGAGUGUACCACCUUAUGGAGUGUCCCUUAACAGUAUGACCAACGGAACAACAUCCUUCCCUUUACGUGUCCAGGAAGGUGUGAAGUUCACACUAGAUUGUGCUCAAGCUGCAGUCAUCUCUUACGACAAAAUGGUGAUCUCACUAAAAGGUGGAGAAAUUUACGUGCUUACACUUGUCACAGAUGGAAUGCGGAGUGUCCGAGCCUUUCACUUCGACAAAGCUGCUGCCAGUGUACUCACUACUUGUAUGACCAUAAUGGACCCAGGGUAUCUCUUCCUAGGUUCUCGUCUUGGGAACUCAUUGCUUCUCAAAUACACAGAAAAGCUGCAGGAGGCACCAAUGAAUGUGAGCAGAGAUCACGAGAAGCAGGAGGAACCCCCAAACAAGAAAAAACGUGUUGAAGCAUCACUGAACUGGGGCGGUGGAAAUGCAGCAUUGCCAGAUGAAGUUGAUGAAAUUGAAGUGUAUGGUAGCGAAGCCCAGUCUGGUACCCAACUGGCCACUUAUUCCUUUGAGGUGUGUGACAGUAUUCUAAAUAUUGGCCCGUGUGUGAGCACUUCAAUGGGGGAACCAGCAUUUCUUUCAGAAGAGUUUCAAAAUAGUCUGGAACCAGACUUGGAGAUAGUGGUAUGCUCUGGCUACGGGAAGAAUGGUGCCCUUUCAGUUUUACAGAGAAGCAUACGCCCACAGGUGGUCACAACAUUUGAACUUCCUGGAUGUUAUGACAUGUGGACAGUUAUCUCAUCUGAGAAGAAAAUAGAGGAAGACAGUGUUGAAGGAGAUACUGGUGACAAAGAACAAAAUAAAUCUGAUCAGGAGGAAGAUGGUAAAAGGCAUGGCUUUCUGAUCCUUAGCCGAGAAGACACAACAAUGAUCCUCCAGACAGGGCAAGAAAUUAUGGAAUUGGACACCAGUGGAUUUGCCACUCAGGGUCCCACAGUCUUUGCUGGAAAUAUUGGGGACAAUAAGUAUAUCGUCCAGGUAUCCCCACUUGCAAUCCGAUUGCUUGAAGGAGUUAACCAGGUGCAUUUCAUUCCUGUGGAUAUGGGCUCGCCCAUCAUACAUUGUUCUAUGGCAGAUCCUUAUGUAGUAGUCAUGAGUGCAGAGGGGCAGGUGACCAUGUUUGUUUUGAAGAGCGAUUCAUACGGAGGGAAAGCAAACAGAUUAACCCUUCAGAAACCUCAAAUUCACAUGCUAUCCAAAGUAAUCACACUGUGUGCAUUCCGUGAUGUCUCCGGAAUGUUCUCAACUGACAGUAAAAACUCUAUGUCAAAGAAUGAUCUGUCCUCCCGAAGCAUGGAGGCAGAUGGCAGCAUACAGGAUUUAAGCACUACAGUUGAUGAUGAGGAGGAAAUGUUGUAUGGUGAUAACAGUUCACUAUUCACUCCUAACAAGGAACAAGGCAGUGCAAACCACAGCAUGACUGGCCUUACAGUAGCAGACAGACAGAGUCCACAUUAUGGCGUUGAGCCUACUCACUGGUGUAUGCUUGUCCGAGAGAACGGAGUCAUGGAGAUUUACCAAUUGCCCGACUGGCACUUAGUGUUCCUCAACAAGAAUUUUCCCAUGGGCCAACGUGUGCUAGUGGACAGUUCUUUUGGACAGCAGACCACACAAGAAGGUGGUAAGAAAGAAGAAGUUACACGUCAAGGGGAGAUGCCACUAGUAAAGGAAGUCCUAUUGGUUGGUCUUGGCCAUCGUAGAUCCAGGCCAUAUCUUCUGGUUCAUGUUGACCAAGAGCUCCUUAUCUAUGAAGCCUUUUCCUAUGAUUCGCAGUCAGGCUGGAGUAACUUACAAGUUCGUUUCAAGAAGGUUGCCCACAAUAUAAAUUUCAAAGAGAAAAAGGUGAAACAGUCAAAAAAGAAAAGUGAUACUGCACUUGGAGAAGAGUCUGGCUCUACCCGAGCCAGAGUUGCUCGAUUCCGCUACUUUGAAGACAUUUCUGGUUAUUCAGGGGUCUUCAUAUGUGGUCCUUGUCCCCACUGGCUGCUUAUCACUUCUCGUGGAGCUUUACGUCUGCAUCCAAUGACUAUUGAUGGACCAAUUGAGUCAUUUGCUCCAUUUCAUAAUGUUAACUGUCCCAAAGGUUUCCUGUAUUUUAACCGACAGGGUGAACUACGGAUUAGUGUGCUACCUGCCUACCUUUCUUAUGAUGCUCCAUGGCCUGUAAGGAAGAUUCCUCUUAGAUGUACAGUCCAUUAUGUAUCAUACCAUGUGGAGUCAAAGGUUUAUGCUAUAACUACAAGUGUAAAUGACAUUUGUACCAAAAUUCCAAGGAUGACUGGAGAAGAGAAGGAAUUUGAGACCAUUGAGCGUGAUGAAAGGUAUAUUCAUCCAGUGCAAGAAAAAUUUUCUAUUCAGCUCAUAUCUCCUGUCAGCUGGGAAAUCAUCCCAAAUACAAGAAUAGACUUGGAAGAUUGGGAACAUGUAACCUGUAUGAAGACUGUAUCACUGAAGAGCCAGGAGACGGUUUCUGGGCUUAAAGGUUACGUUGCUGCCGGAACAUGCAUACUUCAUGGAGAAGAGGUCACUUGUCGAGGCCGGAUCCUAAUAAUGGAUAUUAUUGAAGUUGUGCCAGAGCCAGGGCAACCUCUUACAAAAAACAAGUUUAAGGUGCUUUAUGAGAAGGAGCAGAAAGGGCCAGUAACAGCUCUGUGUCACUGUAAUGGCUACCUAGUAUCAGCAAUAGGACAGAAGAUUUUUCUCUGGAGUUUGAAAGACAAUGACCUAACAGGAAUGGCCUUUAUUGACACCCAGCUCUACAUUCAUCAGAUGAUUAGCAUUAAAAAUUUCAUCCUGGCUGCAGAUGUCAUGAAGAGUAUUUCUUUACUGCGCUACCAGGAGGAUAGCAAAACGCUAUCCCUUGUUAGCAGAGAUGCCAAACCUCUGGAGGUCUAUAGUGUGGAGUUUAUGGUGGACAACUCCCAACUGGGAUUUCUAGUAUCUGAUCGAGACAAGAACCUCAUUGUUUACAUGUACUUGCCAGAAGCAAAGGAGAGUUUUGGUGGAAUGCGACUUCUUCGUAGAGAAGAUUUCAAUGUUGGUGCACAUGUCAAUGCUCUUUGGAGAACUCCAUGCAGAGGUGCUUUAGAUGGCCCCACUAAGAAAUCGAUAGCUUGGGAGAACAAACAUAUUACUUGGUUUGCCAGUCUGGAUGGAGGGAUGGGCUUGCUGUUGCCAAUGCAAGAGAAAACUUAUAGAAGACUCCUGAUGUUGCAGAAUGCUCUCAAUACAAUGAUAUCUCAUCAUGCAGGCUUAAAUCCCAAAGCCUUCCGAAUGCUACAUGCAGACAGACGUACCCUGCAAAAUGCAGUCCGUAACAUUUUGGAUGGAGAGCUCCUCAACAGGUAUUUAUACCUAAGCACAAUGGAGCGUAGUGAACUGGCAAAGAAAAUAGGGACCACACCUGAUAUGAUCCUGGAUGAUUUGUUAGAAAUUGACAGAGUCACAGCACAUUUUUGAAGACAUUUUUUGAAUUUUUCACAAAGAAGAGAAAGAGAGAAGACAAAUGGUUGAGAUCAUACUGUCUGAAGUGUUGCUUUAAUAAAAUGACUGUUAUUUUGUAUUCAGUAGCAAAAAAAAUGCUAAUUGGAUGUACAUUUUUUUGAAAGGCAUUUUAGAAAUAUUUUGCAUUUGUAAAAAUAUUUUCCUCUGAGUAUCAUAUUUUGUAUAAGAAAUUUUUGUAUAAAAAUUAUGAAAAAAAUUCAUGUUUCUCUACUUCAUUUAUCUUGUUAUUUAAGGGUGGCAGUAAUAAGCUGCCUUGUGAUAUUUUGUAUAAAACUGUUUCAUUUACUUAAAGGAAGAUUCUGCCUUCAUCAGUAUUAAAAGUCAGCCUGAGUAUUCUUUCUCAUUAGUAUCUUAGAAAACAUGGCAACUGCUUGGUGACCACUUUCUUUUAUUUCAGUACUGUGGAAAAAGGAAGACUCUCCCAAUGUUUUUAAUUUUCCUUUUCAGAGGCAUUUGUCUGCUCCUGCUUGCCAUACCUUAGACAUAGUCCAGUUGGUAGUUUUUAGGUUAGCUACUCUCCACAAUGUGACAUAGGCAAUAUCUUGUCUUACUGAAAUCAGCAGGUGCUAUUAAAAAUAAAUGUAAGUGUGCAGCUUGUUGUGGAGUAGGUUGCCUGAGUGUCUUUAUCCUGUUGGAAUGGAAACAUUACCGGGAUAUAUAUAGUUAAGUAAAACUCCAGCCAGACGGGUGUAUAUUAUAAACCCGAAAGACGUAAACAUCGAA
This is a messenger RNA of Protopterus annectens (West African lungfish), 5179 nucleotides long. It is a transcript of the gene CPSF1, whose product is annotated as cleavage and polyadenylation specific factor 1. The record is from RefSeq and is a predicted model, not a curated record. Gene Ontology annotation, cellular component: mRNA cleavage and polyadenylation specificity factor complex; nucleus. The transcript has 38 exons. Gene Ontology annotation, molecular function: protein binding; nucleic acid binding. The coding region runs from base 116 to 4411 and encodes 1431 amino acids. Lineage: Eukaryota; Metazoa; Chordata; Ceratodontiformes; Protopteridae.